AUGGCUCGGGCGAAGCGUCGUGUUGAAGACGGCAUAUUUAUGCUUUCUCACUUUCCUUAUAUGGUGCGCGCGUGGUCAGAGCCCUUGCGCGCGUGCGUGACGUCAUGGCCGCUGGUGACGUGAUAAUGCAAAUUAGAAUAGAAAUCAAAGAGACCCAAGCUAGCUUGCAAGCUACAGAUCUGCGAUGAUCUGGAUAAUUGUAAGCGUAAUUUUGGGGACUUUAUUGGGUAUACUAGACCAUGUAUACCCAAAUCUACAAACACUAUAUUUACCAAAAAUGUUAGCGGCAGAGUCGCGCAAUGUAAUUCUUGGAAUUACAGAUUUUUCAGAACCAAGCUCUCUCAUCGAGUUUCGGGACAGAAGAAUUGGAUACGCUCGGGAGCCUACACUCCCAGGUGAUGUAUAUAGAUGUAAUAUAACAGAGUUUCGGGACAGAGGGAUUGGAUACGAACGGCAGCCUUCCCUUCCCUUUUACGUGUAUAAGAACACAACCUACACGCCAGUCGGGCUGGUUCCGAAGGUAACCGCCCUAGCUGUAAUCCCACCUGCACCGGAAGUAGUACCGCUAUGGUGCAAUCCUUUUUUCGUGUCGUUUGUCGUCAUGGCGACCAUGGUCACGGUAGCUGUUUUAGCAGUCAACUGGGACAGCGGAGACCAAACUGAUGACGAUAAAGAAGACGAGAACAAGAUGUCUUCCGACUUGAGGAUCUGCCUGAUGAAGGAACAAGGCGCGCCUUCAGCAACGUUCCACCCCCUGGCGAGUUGCGCCGAAAAUGAUCUGUGCAGUAAACAGACCCAAGACUUAGACAAAAGGGUAAAACUCGAAGAAAAGGAAGUUCAAGCAUUAGUUCCUCCUCGUGCGCGGUGUGAGUCCAGAUCACCUCCUGUCAUGGGCACCAAGUCCAUCGCGAAAAUGGCUUCAGUGUCAUAUGAAGAUGCGUCGCCAAUCAAACACGCGGUUAUCCUUUCUAACGCUCUGAGUGCUUGGCGGUCAAUUCCAAUCGUCUUGGACGCUCUUUUUCCAGGCACUGUAGCACCAAACCGCUGUAGAUCAACCAGCGCUGCUUCGAUUACCAGUGACUUGACGAUCCUCACAGCACCACCAUCCGGGAGCUCCAGAAUAUUAUUACCCGCAGGGCAACAAGAGCCUUUGCUACCAAGGGUUAAUGAAGAGGAAGCACUAACUGUCAGUAAACAGCUAGCAGCCAAAUCACUUGCAUCAGUGAAGGGCACAGAACCAACUCAGCCCAUGGGGAAGAAGAGACAAUUUAAGCCCGAGUACACCAUGGGCUUGCUAGCAGUACUGGCUAGAGUAGUAAGCCGUGUUAACCGCCUGACGUCGUCCAACAGCAGCACCAUUGAUGGAAAUCGACUACUACCAAUGAAGACCGCUGCACUCGGUUUCGCUGAAUUUGGCACUGCCUUGUCGCCUGUUCUGAUGUUCAAUAUCAGAAGAAAAGACCAUGAUGAGAACUCUUUAGACACCGCCCUUCAUGAAUCAACUUUACAGAUGUCCAAAACUGUUUCGGUUGCUAUGUCGACAGCACACGUGAACAUCUUAGCCAACAGCCGCACUGCCACUGUUGCAUCCUUUAAGAACGUGGAGACGGAGUUACAGCAAAAGGAUGCUUCCAGUGACAAUUAUAACAAAAGUAUCAGCAGCAGUAGGGAUAUCGGUGGUCACAUGUUGAGGACCGUGAGUCGUCCAUUGUCGGCGCCAAUGCCAAGACGCUCUACAUCUAUCAGUGACCUUGCACGUGAUUUGCCGAACCCGAGGCAAGCUGCUCACUCAGUAUCACUCCCAGACCUGACCAUGGUGCAAACUCCAGCUCGGUUUUCUAAUGAUGAACAAGCAAAACCAUCUAAGCUGCGACUUGAUGCACCAAAACCUCAAUCGGCGCUGGUGACGUCGACAAAAACCAAGGCAGUAGAGCCACAGUCAGUGAUGGCUUCCAAGCCUUCUUCUGCUUCUGCUUCCCCCAGCAACACCUACAGAACCCAAAACACUGAUCAGGUUAAGUCUGGCUCGUCUAUCCAUGCUCCCACAAGCAAUGAAGACAUAAUCAAGGCAAUGUCUUCUUCUGCUACUUCUCCCAAGACCACUGAGCGCUUUGCUUCCAAACCUGAGGUGAAGGACGCGUGUGCAACUGAAAGUCCUUCACUUCUAACCGCAUAUGACAUCCAAGAAAAAAUAAACAGCCUCUCAAUACAUGCCAAAGAGACACGAACUCAGAAGAGGAGGAGACGUCGAGAAAAGGCUAAGCUAUAUGCCAGCUUGCGAGCUCUGUCGAAUGACACAACGCCAGCCCACGACAGCAAGGCUGAUAAAACGAAGACUAGCGUCACUGAGAUUGAUGAGGAUGUUACUACCACUGUUGCAUCCUUUAAGAACGUGAAGACGAAGUUACAGCAAAAGGAUGCCUCAAGUGGCAAUGAUAACGAAAGUGUCAAUAGUAUUAGGGAUAUCAUUGGUCACAUGUUGAGGAUCGUGAGUCAUCCAUCGUCGGCGCCAAUGCCAAGACGCUCUACAUCUAUCAGUGACCUUGCACGUGAUUUGCCGACCCCGAAGCAAGCUGCUCACUCAGUAUCACCCCCAGACCUAACCAUGGUGCAAACUCCAGCUCGGUUUUCUAAUGGUGAACAAGCAAAACCAUCUAAGCUGCGACUUGAUGCAACAAAACCUCAAUCGGCGCUGGUGACGUCGACAAAAACCAAGGCAGUAGAGCCACAGUCAGUGAUGGCUUCCAAGCCUUCUUCUGCUUCUGCUUCCCCCAGCAACACCUACAGAACCCACAACACUGAUCAGGUUAAGUCUGGCUCGUCUAUCCAUGCUCCCACAAGCAAUAAAGACAGAAUCAGGGCAGUGUCUUCUUCUGCUAUGGCUCCAAAAACAUCUGAGCGUUUUACUACCAAGCUUGGUUCGUCUAUCGAUGCUCCCACAGGCAAGAAAGACAGAAUCAAGGCAGUGUCUUCUUCUGUUACAGCUUCCAAGACAUCCGAGCAUUUUGCUACCAAGCCUGGUUCGUCUAUCGAUGCUCCUACAGGCAAGAAAGACAGAAUCAAGGCAGUUUCUUCUUCUGCUACUACUUCUAAGACCACUGGGCGCUUGGCUCCGUCGGGUUUGUCUUUACAUGCUCUUCCAAGAAACAUAGACAGAACAAGUCCUAGUAAAUCAAUCUCUUCGAAGCGUUCAAGCGACUCAGGCCCUUCAGCAUACACGCUAAGGGUGAUAAGGGAGAACCUCAGGACCAGCAGCCUUUCAGUGACGCCCCCAGAAAGGAGCCUUCAGACGCCUGUACCACCGAAACCAACUAAAGCACAAAAAAGAAAAGCACGCAGGGUGAAGCUGGAGAUGUACCUUAGCAUGAGCUUGAAUACUCAAGGGGUUCAUAGAAGAGGGUCAUCUAAUACACCAAGUGCUGCUAAACGCCCAAUCAAAAUGACUGAAGAUGCAUUCCCGACGAAGGGAACAAGUGGCGGGCGUCAGAAAGCCACGGUUAUUGGUAGAGCAGAUGCAUCGAAGUGUCCCACUGGCUAG
This is a messenger RNA of Nematostella vectensis (starlet sea anemone), 3538 nucleotides long. Its product is annotated as A-agglutinin anchorage subunit. Bases 185 to 3538 code for a protein of 1117 amino acids. Lineage: Eukaryota; Metazoa; Cnidaria; Anthozoa; Actiniaria; Edwardsiidae. The record is from RefSeq and is a predicted model, not a curated record. The transcript is spliced from 6 exons.